This is a messenger RNA of Chrysochloris asiatica (Cape golden mole), 345 nucleotides long. RefSeq names its product neuropeptide FF-amide peptide precursor (gene NPFF). Bases 1 to 345 code for a protein of 114 amino acids. Gene Ontology annotation, cellular component: axon terminus; perikaryon; dendrite. The record is from RefSeq and is a predicted model, not a curated record. Gene Ontology annotation, molecular function: neuropeptide hormone activity; G protein-coupled receptor binding. The transcript has 3 exons. Gene Ontology annotation, biological process: excitatory postsynaptic potential. Lineage: Eukaryota; Metazoa; Chordata; Mammalia; Afrosoricida; Chrysochloridae.
AUGGAUUCCAGGCGGGCAUCUGUGCUGCUGGUGCUACUGCUGCUAAUAGCUGACUGGGGCCACACUAAAGAACCAGGAGACCAGAAUGCAUACCAGACCUCAGUGGAGGAAGACAAUGGACUCCAUACAAUGCAGGACACCCAGGCCCCUGGGUCACUCUUGGGAUCCCUGCUCCAGGCGAUGCAGAGAUCCAGCCGGAGCCCAGCUUUCCUGUUUCAGCCCCAGAGGUUUGGCAGAAAUACCCGAGGAUCCUGGGGCAGUGAACGGCUGAGUCCCCGGGCUUGGGAGGGGCUGAACUCCCAGUUCUGGAGCCUGGCUGCCCCACAACGCUUUGGGAAAAAGUGA